Molecule: messenger RNA, 2441 nt
Organism: Onychomys torridus (southern grasshopper mouse)
Lineage: Eukaryota; Metazoa; Chordata; Mammalia; Rodentia; Cricetidae
Gene: Hsf5
Product: heat shock transcription factor 5
Exons: 6
Coding region: 1-1875 (624 amino acids)
Biological process (GO): regulation of DNA-templated transcription
Molecular function (GO): DNA-binding transcription factor activity; sequence-specific DNA binding
Source: RefSeq, a predicted model, not a curated record
AUGGAGGAGGCGCUGCUGUCCACCCCCAUCAACCCCAACAACUUCCCCGCCAAGCUGUGGCGGCUGGUGAACAGCCCUCGGUACCGCUCCAUCCGCUGGGACGGCCGUGGCGAGGGGCUGCUCAUCGACCAGCCGCUCUUCGAGGCCGAGCUGCUUAGCCCGCCGGGCCCGGGGGCCGGGGGCGCGGGGGGAGCCGGGAGCGGCGGCGGGGGCGGCGGCAGCGGCGUCGGGGCGGCCGGGGCCGAGCCCGAGCUCUUCAAAACCACCAACUUCACCAGCUUCAUCCGCCAGCUCAACCUCUACGGCUUCCGCAAGGUGGUGCUGGGUGGGCCGGGGGCGGCGGGGCCCGGGUCAGGGCCUGGGGCUGGCGGGCCGGCGGGCGACGGGCCACUCCACCACUUCCACAGCCCGCACUUCCGUCGCGACCAGCCUCAGCUGCUCGUUCACCUCAAGAGGCUCACCAGCGCCAACAAGGCCAAGCUGGCGGCCGGACUGGAGGUGCCCUGUCGCCCGCCCAACCGCUUCCAGCGGCUCCUCAUCACGUCCGCCUCCGCCUCCGCCUCCGCCUCCACCUCCCCGCUGCAGCAUCAGGACCCGCCGCCCCAGCCCGCCGGGCCCCGGCCAGAGCAGCAUGGACCAGUGGCUGUAGGACAAUUUCACCGGUCAUUCCGGCGAGAUAAUUUGUCUCCUUAUUCCUACGUGUCAACUUCAUCCCACAACCACAGCACCUUCCCUCUGAAAGGUUUAGAUCGAACCCCAAUUCCUCCUAGAACAUGGCAGAACUCCCUUGGAAUGCACCCUGGACAAGUGGAGACAUCUCCCACUUUUUCUGAUAAAGGGGUUCCAUUUCCUGUACUGCAGAGAUUUCCAACUGAGGUUACUUAUACGCUUCAGCCCAGCGCCACAUCUGUACACGUUCAACAAGGUCCUCAAACAAUGGUCAGCUCCUCCCAAAAAUAUAGUAACUACACACCCUCGGCACAGUACUCCCAAGCUUACUAUCCAACAGCUGUGCUACAAUGCUGUUCUCCUUCCACUCACAUGGAUGCUCUGAGUAGCUGUGUUACCCCUACCGCCUCUUCCUAUGCGCACUGUAACUACUUCCAGAAUCCUCCAAUGCAAUCUUCCUACCCAGUUGAAUUUCUGCCUUCUAGUUGGCCUUGCAGUGCUACUGAUGAAAAUAAAAAGACAGAAGUAAACCUGGAGGCUGUCUUUCAGAUAGUAGACGAGCUGCACUCUUCCCCUAAACUGGAGAUGGUGAAGGUGGAGCCUGUCGAGCAUCAGGGCCCGUCAUCUCAGUCUAACAGGGGCCAGCAUGUCUUACCUAACUCCAGCAACAGCAAUCCAUCUUCCACAAGUCAGGCUAGCCAGCUGGAGCCACUCACUCCUGUAGGCUCAGAUAUUACAUCUUUUGUGGUUGGAACAGAACAAGCAAUUACCUGCUCUCUGCCACAGUCACCUGAGUACAUCUAUACCAUCCACACAGCUCAACCUUUGGAAAAUAACACAAUACAGGAAUCUGCAACCAUCCAGCAAACUCAUGUCAAACUGAAGGAACAGCUAAAUCAUAAUCCAUCUCCGUCUUCAGUAGUGUUUGUGCAGGAAGGGCUGCCAUUCAGCACACAACAGGUGGAUAGCAGUAUAAAAUGCCAGGCCAAUCCACAGGAGAAUGUCUUGCCUUCAGAACAAAUGGGAUUCCUUAUUUCAGAGAUGGGGCCUUCUAACAAGCCUAGUAAAGACACAGGCUUAUCCACUCCAGUCAGAUACAGGGAGCGGAGAAGCAGCUCACGAGGAAAGUCCCCUGAUCUUCAUCUGCUGGUGGACGUGGCCUGCAAGCAGGAACACUUUCCAAAGGAGGAGGAGUUAAAAGAGUGAGGAGACGGCGGCGGCGGCGGAGUGGAUGGCAGACGUGGCGUUGUGCACUAGCCGUGGCUGGAGGCACACUAGGCUUGCACAUGACACACUGUUGGGAUUUUUUCAGUUCUGUUAAGGAAAAAAAGUAUUUUUUGUUUUGUUAAUUGAGAUUUUUGUUAAAUUGAAAAUUGGGAGUUUGGUACUUACUACAGCUGCUCAGUUCAGAUUGCAUACCUUGACAAACUGUUCAAACAUCGCCUCAAGUCUGUCUCAAGUCACAGUGUGAUCCUUAGGGAAGAUUUGUGUGGUGUGGUAAACAAAGACAUGCGAGGUCACCAGUAUCACAAGUCCAAGCGGGUCAGGAACUCCAGGGAGGAAGUUCUGGAAAAAGCUCAUUUUCUUAGUGAUUAACCAAGAACUUCUUUUGUUUCUGAACCCCACGUCCUGUUUCAGGAUCAAGGCAUCUGGACUUGGCCCGUCCAUCACACUUAACAGCCUCUGGUUCUUUAAUAUUAAUGGGAGCGUUUUUUCCAUUUUCAUGUCUUUCCUUAAUUUGAAUGAUAAAUUAUCAUAAAUAGUAAAGUUUU